AGCUACUGCUGAAGAAGAAGUUGAUGAUCUUACAGGACCUUCUAGCCAUGUUGCUGCAGACAGCAGAGAAAUCUUGGAAGGGUCAGAUAAAUGAAGACAAACUCAAGAGUAGAGUGAGUGUGUUGGAGUAUCAGCUGCAAACUUCUACCCAGACUUUCUCAAAACGAGGUUUGAAGAAAAUUCUGCUGGAGAUGGAGGCCCAGAAGCAGAACUAUGAGCAAAAAGUAAAAGACUCUCUUCAGAAAUUACUUGAGGAGAAACUGCAAGCAGAAAGACAACUCCAAAAUGCCCAGAGAGCAUUAGCUGUUGCAGAGGAAGACUGCAGCCUCUGGAAAGAACACUACAACACAAUAAAAAAUGAUUGGAGCCAACUAGCUGACAAGCACGUUGAACUAGAAAACAAGCUUCAUGUCUUGGAGAACAACCUGCAGUGGUCAGACGCUCAAAACGCUCAGCUGCACCAAGCCCUGCAGAACUUGGAGAGCGAACGUGUCGCUCUCAGCUCUGAGAUUGAUGCCUUACAAGAAGACAGCAGGCUCACAGCGGAGCAUGUUAGUGCAAUGGAAGGCAGGUUGAAAAUUGAAGAAAGACAGAAGCUAGCAUUGGAGGAAACAAUUAAACAUUUGCACAACCAGGAUAUAUCCAUAAACAGUCGAGUCCUCAGCCCUGCCAGAGAUGAACAGUGUGACUUGUCAAAGGACCACAAGAGGGCGAAAGAGAACCCUCUGCAAGACCAGCUGCAGAAGAGAACAUCCCAGUUUACAACUAAGGAAGAAGAGUGCAGAGAUCUUCAUUGUGAACUGGAAGUCCUGAGUCAUGAGUAUCGCGGCUGCCUGAUGAAGUUACAGCAGUGCCGAGAUGAGCUCAGUCGCUUUCAGAGGAAACGGGCACAAAGACAACAUGAUCACUGGAUCCCCCUCCUAAUGGUGGUGAUGGCAACAGCUAUGGCAGCUUAUUUAGCCAAUUUUAUACCCUGAGUAGG
Molecule: messenger RNA, 982 nt
Organism: Gekko japonicus
Lineage: Eukaryota; Metazoa; Chordata; Lepidosauria; Squamata; Gekkonidae
Gene: TRAF3IP3
Product: TRAF3 interacting protein 3
Exons: 9
Coding region: 24-977 (317 amino acids)
Source: RefSeq, a predicted model, not a curated record